AUGCUUGCUUGCUUGCACUGCCCUGCCUCCUACGCCUUCAUGCCAUGCCGUGUGCUCUGCGUGUGUGCCCUCCAUGUGUGCUGCGCUGCGCGUGUGUGCUCGCUGCACGUGCUGCUCUGCCUGCCUGCAUCCAUCAGUGACUUCGUGACAUCGGUGCGGUGGGUAGCACCCAACGCGCUGCUGGUGGAGGGGGAGGCGGAGGAUGAGGACUUUGGGGAGCCCACGCGCUCGCUCUUCUGCCUCUCCUCAUUACACGGCAACCUGCACGAGGUAUGCUCUCUGCUGCACGGCAACCUGCACGAGGUAUGCUCUCUGCUGCACGGCAACCUGCACGAGGUAUGCUCUCUGCUGCACGGCAACCUGCACGAGGUAUGCUCUCUGCUGCACGGCAACCUGCACGAGGUAUGCUCUCUGCUGCACGGCAACCUGCACGAGGUAUGCUCUCUGCUGCACGGCAACUUGCACGAGGUAUGCUCUCUGCUGCACGGCAACCUGCACGAGGUAUGCUCUCUGCUGCAUGGCAACCUGCACGAGGUAUGCUCUCUGCUGCACGGCAACCUGCAUGAGGUAUGCUCUCUGCUGCACGGCAACCUGCAUGAGGUGCGCCCUGCCCUCUGCACAGUGUGCCAAGACCGCUGCAUCUUUCCACUCCUUCCCUCGCCCUGCUGCUUGAAGCAUGUUCCUUCUGUGCUGGCCCAUCACCCCGCGCUCUCACCCCUUACCUCCCGUGCUGGCUCCACCCACCCCACCCCACCCACCCCGCCUGUGUGGGCCGGGCAGGAGGCGAGCAGCAAGCAGGUGCGCCAGCUGGAGGGGGCGUUUGCCGGCGUGGAGGACGUGCCAGGUGGCGGCAUGCUAUUGGCCACGCUGCAGCAGUGGUGCGUGCCGUGCCUCUCCUCCUCAACAGCCCACUGUUGCAUUGCAUGCCCUCCGUCCCCUUGCGCAUGCCCUCCGUCCCCUUGCGCAUGCCCUCCGUCCCCUUGCGCAUGCCCUCCGUCCCCUUGCGCAAGCCCUCCGCAGGUGGCGGUGGCGGUAUGUCAGCGCAGCAGGGACUACCAUGUCAACGUGCUCGGAUGGUUCCCCGCACCUUCCUCCUCUGCUGCGAGCAAGGAGGAGGAGCAGCAGGAGGGCGGGGGGUGGAGCAAGGCGCGGGUGUGUGAGAUUGCCAACGAUCGAUGGCUGGCGUGCAUUCAGAAGCAGGGUGAGGGGAUGGGUGAAGGGAAUAUUCAAUAUGGUGACGACAACCAGGUGGUGGGGGCAGGGCGGCAGGGAGCCCAUGGAUGGACACGCCCUUCACCUCAUGUGCAUCCUGCCCUCUACUUCCCGCCCUUCACCCCCUCGACGCCCCUCACCACAGAGAGCGGCGACGACAACCAGGUGGUGGGGGCAGCAAUGGACGUGUGCUCUGCAUGGGCCGCAGUGAGCCCCAUGGACCCUCGGGACGACGACACCCACAUGAGCGGGGACGACAACCAGGUGGUGGGGGCAGCAAUGGAUUUGUGCUCAGCAUGGGCCGCAGUGAGCCCAAUGGACCCUCGGGACGACGACACGCCUCUGCCCGCCAUGCCCCUGCUGCUCGCUGUCACGCUCGACUGCUGCUUCUACGCCUUCUCCCUCACGCGUCUCGACAAGCUAGAAGGCCCGUCCCUCGUCCACCCCCCUCUCCCCCUCCCGCCUCCCCUCGCCUCCCUCCCCCUGCACGCGCCCCCAUCGCCCCCCACCGCCUCCCUCCAGAGCCGCGCCUCUAGCCCCCCCGCCACUCCCCCCCCUACCUCCCGCCCCACACUCCCCCCUUCCCGCCUCCAGCCGGGGGUUGUGGCAGCCCAGGGGGGAGGGAAGAGGGAGGGGGAGGACGAGGAUGAGGACACGGCUAGCAGCCCGUCUCCGCCGCCCGGUGAUGCAGCUGGGGAAGGCGUGGGGGGAGCGGGGGGAGCGGGGGGGGUGGGGCAGGGGGCGGCAGCAGUGAAGGUGUCCCCCACAGGGGGAGCAGCAGCGUCCUCUCUCAAGCCAGGCGCCCCACAGCCCUUUCUGCAGCGCCUCAUGCAUCCCUCCCCCGCCGCUGCUGCCCCAGCUGCCGCUGCUGCCCCAGCUGCCGCUGUGGCCGCCUCUGCUGCUGCUGCUGCUGCUGCCUCUGCUGCCGCCCCUUCGUUCUCCCCACCUUCCUCCUCCCCUUCUCCUUUCUCCUCUGCAUUCCCUGCCUUUGGUUCUGCCCCUGCCUUUGGUUCGGCCCCGGCCUUUGGUUCAGGUUCGGCCCCUGCCUUUGGCUCUGGUUCGGCCCCUGCCUUUGGCUCUGCCCCUGCCUUUGGUUCUGCUCCUGCCUUUGGCUCUGCCCCUGCCUUUGGUUCUGCUCCUGCCUUUGGCGCUGCCUCCCCCUUCGGCACUGCCUCUUCUCCCUUUGCCCCCAAGUCCCCAACCCCAGCCUCCCCCUUCACCAUGCCAUCUGCAAAGCCUGCCGAAACUCCCACUGCUGCUGCUCCCUCUGCAGCCGCUGCAGCCUCUCCCCCCGCGUCCUCCCCAUUCCCCCUCGCCCCUGCGCCCUCCUCCACUCUCUUCGCCCCCUUCUCCCGCCCCCCUGACUCCUCCAAGCCCCUCUCCCCCUUCCCCUUCCCCUCCUCCACCUCCAAACCUGCCUCCCCCUUCCCCUUCCCCGCUGCCCCUGCUGCUAAAGAUUCCCCCCCAGCUGCCCCUUCCGCCUUCCCCCCAUUCGCGUCCCCCACCUCCGCAUCCCCCUUUCCCCCCCCCGCCUCCUCCUCCUCGCCGUUCGGCCCGUUCGGCUCUAAAAACGCUCCUCUGCAGGGCCUUCCUUUUAACGCAUCUGCUGCUGCUGCUGCCCCUGCUGCUGCCACUCGUGCUGGUAGUGCUGGUUCUGCUGCUGGUGCUGCUGCUGUGGCGGCAGCAGCAGGAGCGGCAGCAGCAGGGUCUCUGGCUGACAGGCGCCUGCCUGCUAAAGGAGCGUUUGUGGUGGGGAAGACAGGGAGGGAGGCAGAGGAGGAGGAAGAGGAAGAGGAGGGAGAAUACGAGGAAGGGGAGGAGGAGUAUGAGGGGGAGGAAGGAGAGGAAGAGUAUGAGGAAGGGGAGGAGGAGCAGGGGUAUGAGGAGGAAGAGGGGGAGGAGUAUGAGGAGUAUGAGGAGGAGGAAGAAGGGGAGGUGUAUGAACCAGAAGAGGCAGCGCGGCCAGCGAUUUCCAAGCCAGAAGCAGUCUUCCCACACCCCUCCACACUCCUCCCCACCGCUCUCUCCCCCGACCAGCGCCGCUCGUUGCUCCCCAAACGCUCUCCCGCGCAAUCCUCCCACCCAGCAGCAGCGGCAGCAGGCGGGGUGAUAGAGGCGCUGAUAGCAGCCAUGGGGGAGAUGAGGGGGAUGAGCGCGGAGGUGCAGGGGGCUGUGGAGGGGGGGGCGCUGGGGGAGCGGUUGAAGGAGGUGGAGGGGCGCGUGAGGGAGAUGGGGGGUGCUGUGAAAGGGUUUAAGAGCGGUGUGGAGGAGUUGAGAGGGGUGGUGGAGGAGCUGAGGGAUGGGAAUUUGAUGGCGGAGGACAGGGUGGUGCGGGCGUCCCACUGGGUGCGCCUGCUCUCCACCCCCUCCCUCGCCUCGCUGCAUGCUGACCAGCCACUGCCGCCAUCGCUGGAGCAGCAGCGCCAACGCGUGCUCACUCUUAGACAGGAGGUGCGGGUACGACUGGCAGAGCUGCAGCAGAUGGCGCAGGAGGAGGAGGCACGGCGCCGGCAGGAGCAGAGGGAGCGGGAGCGACAGGAGAGAGAGCAGAGGGCCAGGGCUAGUCGGAGGGCGCACAGGGGAGUGUGGCAGGGGCAAGGUGUGGGGUACGGUGGGGGGUACGGGGCUGAGGAGGAGUUUUCAUCGCUCACCGAUCGGUUUGGUGGGCUCAACAUGGCCGCUGCUGCUGGUCGCCACGGUGCCUCUUUCCCUGCGCCCCUACGGUUGCUGCUGUUCCUCCUCCAGUCCACUCCAUCUCCGCAUCACCUCUUCAUCCAACUCUCAUGCCGUCUUCCGUUCCUCCUGUUCUUUAUUCUCUUCCUCUUCCCCUUCCUCAUGACUAUCCUUCCCCUAAUCUUUCCUCCCUCCAAUCAUCACCCUCCCUUCCCCUCUGCCCCUUCCCUGCAACUCCUCUGCAGCACUUCCCCGGCUCUCCCACUGCAUCUCCUCUCGUCGCCCUCCCGCUCCUCCCCCACUCCAAAGCGCCCCCUCCCGGGCCUCUCCUCUUUGGGCGGCCAUGCCCCCCUCCCUUCAGGCCGUGCGGAAGCACCCGCAGCAACAGCAGGAGCAGAACCAGCACGAGCGGCUGCCACGCGCUCACCUGCAGCACCCAGAAUGAAGCUGAGGCCGAAAGCCAGAGCUAACAGGGAUAUAGAGACACACACACCAGCUGCAGCUCCAUCCAAGCCCAUCUCCCCCACCCUAUCUGCUUCUGCGUCUGCCUCUCUCUCCCCUCCCGCUCGCUCUCCCUCCCCACCUGCCCGCACCGCAUCCCCUGCCCCUGCCGGCACCUCCCGCUCCCGCUCCCCUUCCCCCACCCCCGCUGCUGUCUCCUCUCCCUCCCCCUUCCCGCCUGCCUCGACUGCUGCAACUGCCGCUGCAGCUGGGAAGAAGCCAGCAGCAACAGCAGCAGGCGUGGCAAGGGGGGCAGGAGGAGCAGGAGGGGCAAGUGCUGCUGGUGCUGGCAGUGUGGCCAGUGCUGCUUCUCUCUUCUCGACGGCAUCCAAGCCCACCGUGUCCCCGUUCCCGUCCCUCUUCAGCCCCACACCCAUGUCCUCACAUACACAGCCAACAACAGCAGCAGCAACGGCAGCGGCAGCAACAGGAGGGGCAGCAUCAGCAGCCUCUACUCUCUCCGCUCCGUCCCUCUCAGCUGCCCCCAAGCCACCCUCCUCCUCUCCCUUUGGCUUUGCUUCCUCCUCACAAUCCACCUCCUCGUUCUCCUCUCCCUUCUCCUCCCCCUCCUCCCCGUCGCCCUUCACUGCACCAGCCACCAAGCCAUCCCCCUUCACCACCAGUGCAACCGCCUCCCCGUUCUCUUCCACUCCCUUCUCCACCUCCCCUUUCUCGUCCUCUCCCUCACCAUUCUCCUCCACCUCCCCAUUUUCUUCCGCCUCGCCGUUCUCCCAGGCCACCAACCCCUUCCAGCUCCCCAAACAGGCCCCCAAGCCACCCACUGCCACACCCCCUGCCACUGCUUCUACUGCUGCUGCCGCCACCAGUGCUGCCAGCACAGGCACAGCCGCAGCAGCAUCAGAAACCGCUGCCUCUGCUGCGGCCGCUGCUGCUAAGCCGAGUGCAAAUGCCACAACUGCAGCCCCCUCAGCAGCAUCUUCUGCUGCUGCAGCACCCUCCCCCACCCCGUCCUCUCCCCUGUCUGGCUUCUCCUCUGCUCUCCCUUCCUUCUCCUCCCCGUUCUCCUCCGCCCCUGCACCUGCCUCCCGCCCUCCGCUCUUCUCCACCACCACGCCACUCUUCUCCUCCAAGCCGCUCACCCCUCCUUCCACUACUGCUCCUGUCGCUGUCACCCCCACUUCUGCUUCUGCUGCUACUCCAUCCACCACCUUGUCAUCCACUUCAUCCCCAGCAGCCACCACACCACCAGCGGCAGCCACAGCUUCUGCUGCUGCCCCAGCCGCUGCCUUCCCAUCCUUCACCUCUCCCUUCGCCUCCCAGUCAUCUCCCUUUGCCCCCACCUCCCCCGCCCCUGCCUUGCCCACCGCCCCUCUCUCCACUCCCCCUGUCGCCUCCUCCCCCUUCCAGCCGCCCAGGUCCCCUUCCCCUCAGCCUGCGCCCAUGGCAGCAGGGGGAGAAGGGGGGGACGAUGAGGGGAUGGAGGAGGAGCAAGGAGCGGCCACGGCGCCACCCACCGCUGCUGCAGGCGCCUUUGCCUCGCUGGGCUUUGGCUCCUCUGCUCCCCGCCCUUCCACCACCCCCGCCAACCCCUUUGGAGGCUCUCCCUUCGGCGCCCCUGCCUUCGCCUCCCCCACCUCUGCCUCUGCCUUCUCGCCGGCCUCCCAGCCUGCCUUUGGCGCCAGCAGCACCUCUCCGAAUCUCUUUGCACCGGCCUCCUUCGCCCUCCCUGCCGCUUCAUCCUCCUCUCCUGCCUCCUCCUCCCCAUUCGGUGCUCCCUCUUCUCUCAGCACCCCCUCUCCCGCCGCCCCUCGCCCCUUUGGCUCAACUGCUGGUCCAUUUGCCUUCCCUGCCUCCCCCUCCUCCCCCUUCGGAGCUGCUGCUGCCCCUGCUGCUGCCCAGACCUCGCCCAGCUCAGGGUCAGGCUUCGCUCUGGGCGCGUUCGGGCAGACGCGAAACAUAUCAGGUGCCCCUGCUUUUGGGGCUGCUGCCCAGUUAUCUGCGGCAGCACCAGCUGUGUCUCCAUUCGCUGGGUUGACGACAGGUGGCGGCUUUGCUGGUGCCGCCCAGGGAGGAGGAGGUUUUGGGGCGUUUGCCAACAAGCCUGCAGCGCUGGCCUCCCGCCCUUUCACGCCCGCCUCCCCUGCCUCUGCUGGCCCUCCUGGGCUCUUCGCCAUGCGCAAGUGA
Molecule: messenger RNA, 6531 nt
Organism: Closterium sp. NIES-65
Lineage: Eukaryota; Viridiplantae; Streptophyta; Zygnematophyceae; Desmidiales; Closteriaceae
Source: the annotation of a GenBank genome assembly